AUGCUUUCAUUAUCACGUCAAUCAACAUCAUUGAUCGACUACGACCAUCUAAUUUCUGAACAAAAGAAUAAUGAUAAUGGUAGUUUUUGUAAUUCAAAUUCACAAAAUGAAAUACGAAAUAGUGGUAGUAUGACAACAACAAUACGAAAAUCAUUACGUACAUUGACGUGGCGAAAAACACCUAAUACUACGAUAAUACCUAGCACAAUAACAACAUCACAUCAACGUUUUGAUAGUACAAAUUCAAAUUCAAAAUUAUUUCAACGUCGUCGACAUUCAUCAUCGUCAUAUGAACAACAAUUAUUCGAACCACGAUUAAAUGAUGAUGAUAUGACAAUAAAUGAAAAUGAUCAAGAGGAAGUAUUUUCAUUACCGUCAAAACCGUUUGAUCGUAUUGCCCAUCGUAUACGAAAAUCAUUUCGGUCAAUGGGUCGACAGACAAAAAAUGUUCUAAGAAAUCAACAACGUGGUGGUGAUGGUGGUGGUCGUUCACGUCUAGAGAGUAACAAUUCGAAUAAAAGGCUCAUUAUUAAAGCACAAUCAUUCAGUGAUCUAUACGAUCAAACAACGACAACAACAGAUGAAAAUAGUGAGAAUAUUAAUGGUCGUGAGAACAACAAUCAUCAAGAAAUUAAAGUAGCGAUAUCAUCGACAAUGCCGUUAAUAGCGUCAAAUAAAAAUAAUGAACAGAAUCAAAAAUCACAACAACGACGACGAGCACCACAAGCACCAGUACCGCACUUCUCCAUAUCAACAAUGACAACAGCAAAUGAUCGGAAACCUACUAGUGUACCAGAUCAAUUAUCCAAAACCAAAAGUCGAGCAUGUGAUGAAUCCGGUUAUUCAUCUCUUAGUGAACCAACAAACAGUGAACGUAGCUCUGUAAAUAGUGUUAAUAAACAAAAGAAUAAAACCUCUAAUCGUACUUUACGUACUAGUGUAUCAUUCUUUCUCAAAAAACGUCAGUCGUCAUUAUCAAAUGAAAAUCUUCCACAACAACAACAAAUUUCAUCUAAUGGGAAAAAACAGCUCAAUAUAAAUAGAAAUAAUCGUACUCUAUUGACAUUAUCACCGGCGAUUGACGAGGAAGACAACAAUACAAUUCAUUAUAAUGAUGAUGAAAAUAUUGUUGCUGAAUAUAUUGAUCAAACAGCAAAGAAACCAAAAUUAACAAUUGGUAAACGUUUUCAAACAUUACGCCGUUCAUUUGUCAGCAAUAAACGGUGUAUUGUUGAAUGA
This is a messenger RNA of Didymodactylos carnosus, 1239 nucleotides long. The record is from the annotation of a GenBank genome assembly. Lineage: Eukaryota; Metazoa; Rotifera; Eurotatoria; Philodinida; Philodinidae.